Molecule: messenger RNA, 4775 nt
Organism: Actinia tenebrosa (Australian red waratah sea anemone)
Lineage: Eukaryota; Metazoa; Cnidaria; Anthozoa; Actiniaria; Actiniidae
Product: WD repeat-containing protein 11
Cellular component (GO): cytoplasm
Molecular function (GO): protein binding
Source: RefSeq, a predicted model, not a curated record
GGAAGAGGAACUAAAUAAAAACAUGGCGGAUGCAAAGGCUUUUCUUCUUCGUUAGUUUUCGUUGAAUUUACUCUCAUUUUUGUAUCCCUCGCAGGAUUUUGAGUAGAAAUAUUGAUGAUUAACAUGAAACUGUCGCCUCGAGUUCUUCCUGGUGCGUUAAAUCCUCAGAAUAAAGGAGCCAGUGACUGGGGAUGGCAAGGUUUGUUAGCAUAUGGUUGUCAAAAUCAUGUUGUCGUAUUUGAUCCUAAAACUGUCCAGGUUAUUCAAGUAUUAGAUUUACAUUCAGCACCAUGUACAAAGGUCAAAUGGGGACGAGAGAACUACCAUCAUGAUUUUGCAUCACCAUACAACCUCCGUCUCGCCUCAGGAGAUGCUAGUGGACGUAUCAUAGUCUGGGAUAUCAGCCUUGGUAAACCAAUCGCUGACUUUUUUGAAGGUAGCAGACCUGUGCUGGACUUGGAUUGGUUGAGUACACAAGAUGCCUGUCAUGAUCUCCUUGCCGCAUUACAUGCUCCUUCAACACUUGUCUUGUGGAAUGCAGAUACUGGGACAAAAUUGUGGAAAAAGAAUUUCCAGGAGAAUGUUUUGUGCUUUGCUUUUGAUCCAUUUUGCCCUUCUAAUGUUACUUUGAUGUGCCAGGAUUGGAUUCUCUUCAUUGAUGACUUCUCCAUCAACAGAGCUCCAGAAAGUAAUGGCAGAAGGUUCUACUUAACUAGUUCUGGAACAGCAUCACCCAGUUCACCAGGAACUAACAUGAACACAAGCUCAAGUCGGAGCUCUGCUCCAAAGUCUGCUCUUGCUAGAGUUAAACUCUGGGCUGCUGGAGAGCCAAGAAGCAGACCCGGAGAAGAAAGUGUGGCAUUAAGUGAAUGUUUACAACUGAUAUACCUUCCCUCUCGUAAUCAUCACCUCUUGGCAUUGUUUCCUCGUGAAGUUAUGAUCCUUGAUAUGGAGAUAAAUCAAGCAGUUUGUUCCUUUUGCUUGGAAAGAAAUAGUCCUUCAUUCCUACAGAUAAUUCCCUGUCGCCAGCGGGAUGUUCUGAUGUGCCUCCAUGAAAAUGGCUGCAUAAUAAUGAGGUCAAAAAGAAGAGUGAUGCGGAACCCUUACUUCUUGAGCGAGAACGAGCGACCCAAUCCAAGCAUGUCAGUUGAUAUAGUGUAUGAAACGAAGUCUCAGUCGGAUACUCUAAGGCUAAGCAAGUCUAGUCGGUUGUACGGAUUUCAGUGCUGUCCAAUCUCCGAGAAGAAACUGGUGUUGUUAAUAAGUGAUGGGCGAGUGAUUAUUUGGGAUCUCAAAGCAAAAAACUGCCAUACCCCAGACGCCUCGUUCAUGACACCCGAAAGCCUCAAAGUAUCGAUUCCAGUUGGUUCAGACCUUUCUGCAACUUCUCCAUACCCUGUGUUGUCUCUUGCCGACAUCAUUCCCCCUCCAUUAACAUCUGGUAAAGUCCUUCCUCAUGCAGAUCAUUUAAAGUUUGUCAUGUGUGGGUUGAUGAGUGCUAUUGCUUCUCCUCCUACAUGUGCCGUCAUGUGUCCGCCACUUACCACCAAGAACUGGGCAAGCUACAGACCUCUGAUUGCUAUUGGUACCACUCAGGGAAGCAUUCAGGUAUUUAACCUCUCAACAGGAAUAUUGCAACGGGAAUACAGUAUUCAUACUGGUGCUAUAAGGGGAAUCACAUGGACAAGCUUGAAUAGUUUCUUUUCUUGGGCCCAGACACCUGGCAGUUCUUCUAAAAAUGAAGUUCAAUUAUUGGAUCUCAAUACAGGUCAUAGUACUCAUAUUUCAGUUGGUAAAAUUGCUGAAGAAACUCCUAUAGAUUGUAUCAAAGUUUCACAGCUCAGGCAGUACUUCUUUAUAGCAUUCAAAGACAGACCUCUGCAGCUGUGGGACUUGAAAAACUUGUGUCUGCUUAAAGAGUUACCAAGAGCUUUUCCAAAUAUCACUGCACUGGAGUGGUCUCCAUCUCAUAGCUCUAAACAACUCAAGAAAAAGUUAAGCGCUCAGCUUGAGGCAAUAGGGAUAUCAAAUAUAGCAGCGAAUGUCCUGGAUCCUAGUAGAACAGCAGACACUGUGCAGCCUCAGGUGUGGAUCAAGGAACAUUUUGUGUGUGUUGAUGUCAAUGGAUUGCUGUAUCAUUUUCUGGUGGAGGGAAACAUAGUCAAAGAUGGCUCCAAAGUUCAAUGUGAUAGUACCCUUGGUGUUGUAUCAUGCAUGGCUUGGAAGGGAGACCUAAUGGUAUUGGCAGACAACGAGGGUAAUCUUAGCGUCUGGGAACUAAAGGCGCGUAUAACAAGGUUAGUAGCGACACACAGGGGUCAAAUCAAGAAGAUCAAGUUUGCUCCCGGAAGAGGAAACUACAAGUUAGGUGUUUUAUACAAUGAUGGAAUGGAUGUCUGGGACCUGCAACAGGUUGAAAUAUACAGCAGUUACAAGAUUCCCAAGGAUGGUUCUGCCUCUGUGGAUAUGGACUGGCUUGCAUCAGACUUACCUCUGAUCAUACAGGCUAGUGGAUGUUUACAGGUGAUGGAUCUAGAACUCAAGUCCUGCUCGUCUGCUAUGACUAACAUGAAUCUACAUGAUCCGAUUUGGUGUCCAUAUGUGUUGGAAUCCAAGACAGCGUUAGUGUUGAAGACAUUACUCCAGCAUCACCUGGGGAGGCAGACUCAUAGCUUACAAGAUUUAUCAGAUCUUGAACUGCAUGAAGACAUCUUGGGCGUCAUACAAGAGCGGAUAUGUCUAAUGCCUUCAUCAGUUGCUGAUUUUCUCCCCGUGGCUCCCCUGGGUACCGCGCAGAAGUGCUUCUACACUGCUCAUCUGUUUGGUGAUGAAGCAGAAUCAGUGUUCUGGGACGUCGCGUUGCACUAUCUCAGACGAGAAAAAGCAAGACUAUGUUGUCCGAUACACAAGUCCGAUCACAAGCCACCAGUGACUAUCAAUCGCCCGCGGUCAAGCUCGGAUCUGUUUAACCCGACAGACGCUACUGCAAGAAUCAAAAGAUCAUUCAGUUCCAACUCCCUAGAUCUUCUCACGAUCGAUGAUGACCUUGAUCUAACGAUAGGACAGGAGAAUGGCACUAGUCAAUCUUGUUGUUGCUUUCCCGUUUCCUUGGAAACUUGUUACGAGAUUCUUUGUGAUUCUGAUGCAUUUCAGAAAUCUCAACUUGACCGUAUCGCACUUCAUGACAGCAAGAGAUCAACAUACGAACACACAAGAAAGUGUGCAGAAGCCUUAGUUCUCUUAGGCCAGGCUGACCGUGCGGUGCAACUUUUCCUGGAAACAGACGCUUCAAACGAUAACUACUACGUGGACUCACUAAGGGCUUGUCUUGUUGCCACCAUACGCUCGUCAGGAGCGUCUCAGAGUACAAUCAAAUUGGUUGCCACUAAUCUUAUCGCUAGCGGAAAACUCGCAGAGGGUGUUCAGUUGCUCUGUUUGAUUGACAAGGGACUGGACGCCUGUCGGUAUUUACAGACCUACGGAGAAUGGGAACAAGCGGCAUCGUUGGCCAAGGCAACAUUGAACUAUCCUGACUGCGCCGAGGUGAUGAGACGAUGGAUUGAACAUCUUUCCAGCACACACACCAGUCAACAGAGCAAAGCCAUUCUCGUCCUUCUUUCCCUUGGUCAGUUUUGUAAAGUAUUGGAAAUGCUUCACAGCAUGAGAUAUUUUGAUCGUGCUGCGAUGUUCGCUGAAGCCUGUCAGGAAUUUGGAUUCGAUUUCCAGCACGACGAGAGAAUACUGUCGUUAAUGAGUACAAUCAACGCAGAGUAUGCUCGUUAUCUGCAAGGACUCGGGCUCAAGAAGCCAGCGGUCUACUUCGCAAGCAAAGCUGGAGACAAGGGACGAGAACUUCUAGAGAGAAUUUAGAUGUGAAAAUCUUGUUGUUGUUAAUCUUGUUUUCCUAGAAUGAUGUAGCAGCUAGCCGUGGCAGGAGACAAUGAGCAACUUCGAUAAUGCGGCGGCCAUCUUGAAUCGCAAGGCACUAUGGGUCGCCCAGGGGGUUAAACAAAACAAAGAAAAACGAUAUUUGAGAAAUUUCCUUAAUUGUGGAACUUUCCAAUUUGUUUUAAUUCAUCUCUUGUCAAAUUGUCUUGUUAUGAACCGUAAAUGUCAAUCAACGCCAUUAUUGUAACAAAGCUUUGUCUAUUUGCCUCCUGGAUGACCCAUAAUGCCCUGUGAUUCAAGAUGGCCGCCGCGUCGUCGAAGUUGUCCAUUAGAAAUUGGCAGUUAGAUCGAAAUUACAAGGAUUUACAACAACAACAGCAGCAGCAGCAACAAUAACAACAACAACAACAGCAGCAACGAGAACAGCAGCAGCAACAGUAACGACUUCAAAACUCACAUUCUUUGUGAUACUGUCUCUUUAAUGCCAUUUCUAGUUACAAGUUUUUCUUUGGUGGAAGUUUAUAAACUUGUGUUACAGAUAGGUGGAGCGGGGAACUAUUUGGCAGAAACAAAAGGUUGACCGUCUAAGCGAAAGAGAAUUUUGUACUCUUAUUCCUAACUAGUUCUCAUUAACCGGAAAUAUUUAACUUCAAUCACACACGAUAACAAUCUCGUACACAGAGCCUUUAUUUGUUACUAUACUGCGCAUGCUCGACGAAAUAAUUUCAUUACGUCGAGCAUGCGCAGUAAGAAAUAAACGCUCUGGGUACGAGAUUGACACGAUAAUAAAAUACAUUUAUAGAGGCUUGGAAAGUCCCUACUGACAUGUGAGCAAAAAGGAUUAUUAAUUCAUAGCAGUAAUAAAUAAAUAAAUAUCUAAUAUCAUA